GCACCGGCCCCGGAGCCCGGUCCGCGAGCGGCGGCGGCGGCGGCGGCGGCGGCGGCCGGAGGGACCAUGAGCGGCGCGGCGCGGGCGGGCCCGGCCCGGCUCGCGGCGCUGGCCCUGCUGACCUGCAGCCUGUGGCCGACGCGGGCGGACAACGCGAGCCAGGAGUACUACACGGCGCUCAUCAACGUGACGGUGCAGGAGCCCGGCCGCGGCACCCCGCUCACGUUCCGCAUCGACCGCGGGCGCUACGGGCUCGACUCACCCAAGGCCGAGGUCCGCGGCCAGGUGCUGGCACCGCUGCCCAUCCACGGAGUUGCUGAUCAUCUGGGCUGUGAUCCUCAAACACGGUUCUUUGUCCCUCCUAAUAUCAAACAGUGGAUCGCCUUGCUACAAAGAGGAAAUUGCACCUUUAAAGAGAAAAUAUCACGGGCUGCUUUUCACAAUGCGGUUGCUGUAGUCAUCUACAAUAAUAAAUCCAAAGAGGAGCCGGUCACCAUGACUCAUCCAGGCACGGGAGAUAUUAUUGCUGUCAUGAUAACAGAAUUGAGGGGUAAGGAUAUUUUGAGUUAUCUGGAGAAAAACAUCUCUGUACAAAUGACAAUAGCUGUUGGAACUCGAAUGCCGCCAAAGAACUUCAGCCGUGGCUCUCUACUCUUCGUGUCAAUCUCCUUUAUUGUUUUGAUGAUUAUUUCUUCAGCGUGGCUCAUAUUCUACUUCAUUCAGAAGAUCAGGUACACAAAUGCUCGUGACAGGAACCAGCGUCGUCUUGGAGACGCAGCCAAGAAAGCCAUCAGUAAAUUGACAACUAGAACGGUGAAAAAGGGCGAUAAGGAAACAGACCCAGACUUCGAUCACUGUGCAGUCUGCAUAGAAAGCUAUAAGCAGAAUGAUGUUGUUCGGGUUCUCCCCUGCAAGCAUGUUUUCCACAAAUCCUGUGUGGAUCCCUGGCUUAGUGAACACUGUACCUGUCCUAUGUGCAAACUUAAUAUUUUGAAAGCCCUAGGAAUUGUGCCAAAUCUGCCAUGUACUGAUAAUGUAGCCUUUGAUAUGGAAAGGCUGACCAGAACCCAAGCGGUUAACCGGAGAGCAGCCCUUGGUGACCUUGCCGGUGACAGUUCCCUUGGCCUUGAGCCACUGAGAACUUCGGGGAUAUCGCCUCUUCCUCAAGAUGGGGAGCUCACUCCUCGUACGGGUGAAAUCAACAUUGCAGUAACAAGCGGGCACGUCUUUCACCGGAACUCCCUGUCGCCUCGUAGCCUGGUGUAUGAAAGCGAAUUUUCCACAAUCGAACCUUCUUUGGACAUGUAUGAUGAGAACAAAACCUGAUUUUUUUAAAAAACGGGUUAUUGGGGGUCUCUCCUUUUGAGAUUUGAUUUAUGGUCACCUUUCUUACUUUGUAAUCCUCUGUCAUCGUCCAUCUGGGAAGAAUGGCAGUACCUCUGGGUGCAAGUUGGGGUUCAGGGUUAAAUUACAGUGUUCCCCCCGAGGUGAGGUUUGAUGGCAGCAUUAUUGCGCAAGAGAGCCACGUGGUACCACCCCCAAGCUGACCACUGAGUAUGGGCACCUCAGGAGCCUUUCUGUCUCCAGAGAAGAGGUGGGGCCAGUGGUUAAUGACGCAUUUGUUGCCAAUGUGUCCGUGUCCCCAAAUAGUCGCACGCUGUUCUGUGUCAGGGUGGCAUGGGGGUUUUGUAAAAUACAUUUUGUGGUCCUCACAUGCACAGGAAAGCCUGCAGAUGAACCGUCCCACCAAUGCAGAGUAUGAAUCAUGGCUCCUCGACCUGCUUCCCUUUGUCCUCUGUCUCUUAUUGUAUUUUCUGGUAAGAGGCCUCUUCCCAUAGAGUCCUUCAAGAGAAGCUUCAUCUUCCUUUCUCCCUGUGAGACUCCGACCUCCUGUUGUCCUCCAGAGCUGGAAGGACACAGGCCAUGGGGCCCAGAGUCUGCCGUCACAGGAUCAGACAGUCAUCUGCUUUGUCGUUUUCCUGCAUCUGUGAUGAGCAUGACAUAAAAUGACAAGUAUUUACAUAGGCACUGGACAUGGGAGGCAUCUGUCCCUGCUGUCUGUGGUAUCUAUGGGGAGGUGGCACCAGGAGUCUAGCACGAUGACUGCAGGGUAUCAAUAAGGUUAACAGUCAUCAACACCAAAAUAGUUUUGAAUGUUUUAUUGGGAAGUGCAAACCAACAUCCUACAAAUAAAUACCAAAUGAGGCCUCCUCCUCCUCCAUCUUGAUUGUCCAAUCCAGUGCCAUCAUGCCCGCCUCAACACCAACAUGAAGAAACACUGGAGAACUGGCAACCAGACUUACAGAAGGAAAUGCAUGGUAGACACUGGGGACAUGUGUGCUCUUCCCACACAUCCAGAAUGACAUCAAGUUAAUAUAUGAGGAACUUGGGGGACCAGGAUCAAUAAACACCUCCUUUCUGCAGAAGUUUGUGCCACGGUCAGCCUGCUUCUCAUCAGAGCUGGGAAGAUGUCCAGACCCCUGUUAGGAGAAUGCAACACCAGUGUCUAGCCGUGUGCGUGACAACACAACAGGCGGAGAGAGACAGGCUCCCACCCUGACACUUUUAUUGGCUCUAUGGGUCAUAAGUUUGAGGCGCAUACAUUUCAUCUUCCGACGUGUGGCUGUUUCUCUGUCACAGCAUCUUGUAACAUCCCUCAAGAUCCUAAGAUCCCUCAGGUGCCCCUGUGCCUGAAGCAGACCGUCGAAGAGCCUGAGUGCUGAGAGCCUGUGAGGAUGCGGUGGCAGGGUGAGCCCCCGCACUUGGCUUGAGUACUCGAGGCUGGACCAGGACCGACGUCUAAGGUCUUUCCUGCUUUCACUUUUACCAAGGGCUUUUGUCUUUCUUUUUUAUAGUCUUUGUACUAUAAAAAUAUUUUUGAUAAAGUUUCAAUAGAUUAUCGUUCUGAAAGACAGGUUCUCAGCGAGAGCAUUUCAACAAGAGACUAGACUGCCAGGGUCCACAGGCUCAGGUGGAAGUGUUUGGAGUGGCAGACCAGAUGGAUGCUGUAAUUGCCAUGUUGUCCAAAGCCCAGCCUUGUCUUCUCCAUAACCAAAAUUCAGAUCCCAGCUAAUCAUUUUCUUCAGGUCUCAUCUGUCUUAUAAAGGCAUAUACAUUAA
Messenger RNA from Mus pahari (shrew mouse), 3119 nucleotides. It is a transcript of the gene Rnf130, whose product is annotated as ring finger protein 130. Bases 67 to 1326 code for a protein of 419 amino acids. The record is from RefSeq and is a predicted model, not a curated record. The transcript has 8 exons. Lineage: Eukaryota; Metazoa; Chordata; Mammalia; Rodentia; Muridae.